This is a messenger RNA of Serendipita indica DSM 11827, 3831 nucleotides long. NCBI's taxonomy places the organism in Eukaryota, Fungi, Basidiomycota, Agaricomycetes, Sebacinales, Serendipitaceae. The record is from the annotation of a GenBank genome assembly.
AUGGCAUUCUACUCGAUUGCUCUACUCUCUAUAGCAUGCUCUAUCAUUCUGCUUAGGGCGGGGAUAGACCAGUACAUGCCUCUUCUCGUUUCGAGCACUAGCGCCGUGUCGACGUCGAAGCCCCAAUCAAAGCUAGAAGAAUUCGGAUUCCUAGAAAUUUCCGCCGGAACUAAUCCUAUUGUCGAUAUUAUCGCUAUCCAUGGCUUGCAAGGUCACAGAGAGAAGACCUGGACAACAGAUGAUGGAGUGUUUUGGCUACGCGACCUCUUGCCUUCCGACUUGUCCAACGCCCGAGUCCUCAGCUAUGGAUACGAUGCCGACACCCGCAGUCGCGAAUGUGUAUCAACUCAAACGAUGAGUCGGCAUGCAGAAGGGUUCGCCAAUGCGCUCUCACGGGUCCGGAAAGAUGCUCCUCGUCGCCCCAUUAUCUUUGUCGCACACGACAUAGGAGGUAUUAUCCUCAAAUGGACACUGGUUAUCUGCCACAAUCAAAGGUUGGAAUCCAAAGGUCACCUUCGGGAUAUUCUCGUUUCGACACAUGGGAUCCUUUUCUUCGGAACUCCACACUUUGGCGUCGAGGGAACCACUUUCCUCGAGGGAAUCAAUUUUAUACUGUCCGUAUACAUGGCGACAACAGACGCUAUUCUCAAAGAUCUGCGAUCUCAUUCGACAGAACUCGAGAACAUACAGCGAUUCUGGGUCGCGGCCAGCGAGAAGAUUAGUAUCAUCUUCUUCUGCGAAGGUUAUGCGAUGGCCGGUGUCGGGAAUCGAGGAGAACUUAAUGUUCCAUAUUACUCGGCUACUAUCGCCGGGGACCGCAAUGCGGCGACAAUCGUACUUCAUGCAAAUCAUCGCAAUUUGGUCCGAUUCUCAUCCAAAGAGAAUGACAACUACAUCACGGUCCAUUACUAUCUCAAAGAGUACAUCAAUAAUGCGCCUUUGACAGUGCAAAAGAAAUGGAAUAAAGAAGACGAACUUCGCAAUACAGCAAAGGGAGAAUCCGAAGAGUCCAUGACGCCAAAACCCCGUCCACUCCUGUCAAGAACUUACAUCGAAAGAAAAGGAAUCGAGUCCCUCAUUACGAAGAAGCUGCUUCCAGAGAGUCGCGGAAAGCAUCAACCACGGUGUAUACUAUAUGGACUUGGAGGGGCGGGCAAGACUCAGCUCGCAACGAACUGGGUUCAGGAACACGAAGACGAGUUUACUCGAGUGAUCAUGGUCGAUGCCUCCAGCCAAUCGCAGUUGGAAGCGGAUUUAGCACGGUCAAUUCGCUCGUUGGGUCCGGAAUAUAGCAAGAUGACGUGGAAGGAUGCGGUGGCAUAUCUUGAUGGAAAGGAGAAAGGCUGGUUACUAUAUGUCGACAACGCCGACUCGCCAGAACUCGACCUCCUUCCAUAUCUCCCCCAUUCUAUUCACGGGGCAACUCUGAUUACCACAAGGAACGUCGGGUGCGUCAACUACGCUCCUGAUGGUGCGGUUCAUGUCGGUGGUCUCGAGGAGAGCGAGGCGGUGAAUCUUCUGCAUACAACGGCCAACAUCACCCCUACCUCGGACGUCGAAUCUCUGGAGAUUGUUCGCGAGCUAGGGAUGCUGGCGCUUGCAAUUACGCAAGCCGGUGCGUAUAUUCGCAAGACGCGCAGCUUAGAUACGUACCUCGAAACAUUUCGUCAGUACCGAGAUCGACUCCUACGCAAGCAGCCCGACAUUGGCACGGAGUACGCUUUCUCCACAUAUACCGCAUUCGACCUAUCCUUUAACGAGCUACCGGCAAAUACGCAAGACUUCCUGAAGCUUUGCGCAUUUCUUCACCACUCAUUGAUUCCAAAGGACCUGUUUAAGCAAUCAAUAGGCUCUGGCUUUACCACAUACACAGUCAGGGACAGUCUCCCCCCUCCAGAGAGUGACAAGACUUUCAUCUCGAACCUGCGGUUCUUGGGCCGCAAGUGGGAUGAGAUUACAUUCCAGGAGAUUGUGGACUCGGCGUCGCAAGCGUCAUUUAUCGACGUUUCGACCGACGGGUCAUUCUACACGGUUCACCCUCUACUUCAGAUGUAUAUCAAGGACCGUCUGGCUGAAGAGGGGAACCGACGCUAUAUGCGCAUGACAGUACAAUUGCUACUGGGUGCCAUCCGGCCUGUGAAGGAUAGCAAUGAGUGGUUCUGGCAACUACUACCCCACGUCGACAGCAUCCCUCGAUCAGUGCAGUCAGAGAGCGUGGCACACGCAUUGGCAUUCUACAAGCUUUAUUACUCUUUGGGGCGCUGGAAAGCGUGCCAAGAGCUAUUAGAACCUGUGCUUUCACGAUUUGAUUGCGCCGAGGGUAAACGGGACAAAGAAUCAGUAUUUGUGAUGGACCAGCUUGCCGAUUUGCUGUGGAAGGAUGGUCAGUUGGGCCGGGCCGAAAAUAUGCAGCGUGAGGUACUCGACUGGCGGCUCGAGAUACUCGGACGACGCCACCCAAGCACCAUUUCGGCGAUGAACAACCUCGCUUCUAUACAGUAUCACCGUGGUCGGUUGGACGAGGCUGAGAAGAUGCAGCGUGAGGUACUCGAUCUGCAGCUCGAGAUACUUGGACCACGCCACCCAGACACCAUUUCGGCAGUGCAUAACCUCGCAAAUACAGUGUCUGACCGUGGUCAGUUGGACGAGGCUGAGAAGAUGCGGGGUGAGGUACUCGACUUGCAGCUCGAGAUACUUGGACGACGUCACCCAGACACCAUUAUGGCAAUGAGCAACCUCGCAAAUACGCUGUCUAACCGUGGUCAGUGGGACGAUGCUGAGAAGAUGCGGCGCGAGAUACUCGACCUGCGGCUCGAGAUACUUGGGCCACACCACCCAGACACCAUUUCGGCAAUGGGCAACCUCGCAAAUACACUCUCUGACUGUGGUCGGCUGGACGAAGCUGAGAAGAUGCAGCGUGAGGUACUCGAAUUGCGGCUCAAGAUGCUUGGAACACGCCACCCAGAGACCAUUAUGGCGAUGAACAACCUCGCAAAUACACUGUCCGACCGUGGUCAUCUGGACGAGGCUGAGAAGAUGCGGCGUGAGAUACUCGAUCUGCGGCUCGAGGUACUUGGACCACGCCACCCAGACACCAUUAUGGCAGUGAAUAACCUCGCAAAUACACUGUAUGAUCGUGGUCGGCUGGACGAGGCUGAGAAGAUGCAGCGUGAGGUACUCGAUCUGCGGCUCGAGAUACUUGGACCACGCCACCCAGGCACCAUUUCGGCAAUGCACAACCUCGCAAAUACGCUGUCUCACCGUGGUCGGCUGGACAAGGCUGAGAAGAUGCAGCGUGAGGUACUCGACUUGCGGCUCGAGAUACUUGGACGACGCCACCCAGGCACUAUUUCAGCAAUGAACAACCUUUCAAGCACACUGUCUCACCAAGGUCGGUUGGACGAGGCUGAGAAGAUGCAGCGUGAGGUACUCGAUCUGCAGCUCGAGAUACUUGGACCACGCCACCCAGCUACCAUUGCAACAAUGAGCAACAUAGCUUCUAUACUGUCAGUCCGUGGUCGGUUGGACGAGGCAGAGAAAAUACAGCGUGAGGUACUCAAUUUCCAGCUCGAGAUACUUGGUCCACGCCACCCAGACACUAUUUCGGCAAUGAUCAACCUCGCUUCUACACUGUUCAAGCGUGGUCAUCUGGCUACCUCGUCCAGUCCUUCCUCAAUGUUUCAUGAGUCUGGUUGGCUUUGGGAAGCCAGAAACCUCCUGCAAGAGGUCGUGAAUCUAUGCGUUGAGGUCUUGGGCGAAGAUCAUCCUACUACUUUGAAAUCCAAGGUGUUUCUCAAGCAUAUUAUUUCCGAGCAAUCUCGGGCCUCGUAG